Mycotypha africana is the source of this 444-nucleotide messenger RNA. RefSeq names its product multi protein bridging factor 1-domain-containing protein. Bases 1 to 444 code for a protein of 147 amino acids. The record is from RefSeq and is a predicted model, not a curated record. Gene Ontology annotation, cellular component: nucleus. The transcript is spliced from 3 exons. Lineage: Eukaryota; Fungi; Mucoromycota; Mucoromycetes; Mucorales; Mycotyphaceae. Gene Ontology annotation, molecular function: DNA binding.
AUGUCUGACUGGGAUAGCACUACCAUUCUUCGCAAGCGUGAUCCUGCUAAAGCCAAGGUCACUCGUUCUCAAGCUGAAUUAAAUGCUGCCAGAAGAGUUGGUGCAUCUGUUGUUACCGAAAAGAAGAGCACUUUGACCAAUGCUGGACAUGCGAAUACCGAUCACCGGCGUAUUGCCAAGUUGGAUCGUGAAAACGAUGUCCCUCCUCCUCCCAGAGUUGAUAUCUCUGUUGGUAAGGCCAUUCAAAAGGGCCGUCAAGCUAAGAAUAUCACUCAAAAGGAUUUAGCUCAAUUGAUCAACGAAAAGCCUCAAGUUGUCAAUGAAUAUGAAGCUGGUAAGGCCAUUCCUAAUCAGCAAAUUCUCGGCAAAUUAGAACGUGCUCUUGGUAUCAAGUUGAGAGGCAAGAAUAUCGGUGAACCUUUAACUUUUGGCAAGAAGAAGUAA